GACAAAAUAUCAAAACUUUAGAAAAACAACACUCACACUCACUAGCACCAUGAACUCCAUGGUUCUCAAAUCCUUCCUCGGACUCCGCAAAUCCUCACCAGAAACUUCCCAUUUUGCUGUCCACCAGAAGCAUGCCGCCAUCAGCUUCCCCCAAAAGCUCAAGGUCAUUGCCGGAAAAACCAGUCCCAAGCUCCAAGGCCGCAACCUGCGUGUCGCUAUAGUUGGAGGAGGUCCAGCCGGGGGAUCUGCCGCUGAGACCCUAGCAAAGGGAGGCAUCGAGACGUUCCUAAUCGAACGGAAAAUGGAUAACUGCAAGCCGUGCGGGGGCGCCAUUCCGCUGUGCAUGGUGGGAGAGUUUGACCUGCCAUUAGACAUAAUCGACCGACGCGUGACGAAGAUGAAGAUGAUAUCACCGUCAAACGUGGCGGUAGACAUUGGAAGGACCUUGAAGUCGCACGAGUACAUUGGAAUGGUGAGGCGUGAGGUUUUGGACGCGUACCUUAGAGAUAGAGCAAAAGAGAACGGUGCCACCAUUAUUAAUGGGUUGUUCUUGAAAAUGGAUAUGCCUAAAGAUAAGAACUCACCUUACGUACUGCAUUAUUCUGGGUAUGAUGGCAAAACUGGUGGGGUUGGUGAGAAGAGAACGCUGGAAGUUGAUGUUGUCAUUGGUGCGGAUGGGGCUAAUUCUAGAGUUGCUAAGGCCAUUGAUGCUGGUGAUUAUGAAUAUGCCAUUGCAUUUCAGGAGAGGAUAAAGAUCCCGGACGAUAAAAUGGUGUAUUAUGAAAAUCUUGCGGAGAUGUACGUUGGAGAUGAUGUAUCCCCAGAUUUCUAUGGUUGGGUGUUUCCGAAAUGCGACCAUGUUGCUGUUGGAACCGGCACAGUGACACACAAGGCAGACAUCAAGAAAUUCCAGCUGGCAACAAGGAAAAGAGCAGAAGAUAAGAUCAACGGAGGCAAGAUCAUCCGAGUGGAGGCGCAUCCCAUCCCCGAACACCCCCGACCCCGAAGAUUAUCAGGGAGGGUGGCCCUUGUUGGGGAUGCAGCCGGGUAUGUGACGAAAUGCUCUGGCGAAGGGAUCUAUUUCGCGGCAAAGAGUGGGAGAAUGUGCGCGGAGGCUAUCGUGGAAGGGUCGGAGAAUGGGAAGAGGAUGGUGAAUGAAGGGGAUUUGAGGAUGUAUUUGGAGAAGUGGGACAAGACAUAUUGGCCGACAUACAAGGUGUUGGAUGUGCUUCAGAAGGUGUUUUAUAGGUCGAAUCCGGCACGGGAGGCGUUUGUGGAGAUGUGUGCUGAUGAGUAUGUUCAGAAGAUGACAUUUGAUAGCUACUUGUAUAAGACAGUGGUGCCUGGGAAUCCAUUGGAGGAUCUCAAGUUGGCCAUUAACACCAUUGGGAGCUUGGUCAGAGCAAAUGCUAUUAGGAGGGAGAUGGACAAACUUAAUGUAUGAUCAGUGAUCAAUCACAAUAUACUCAUGUUAUCUAUGCCCUGUAUAUCAUGUCGUCUUGAUAUAUACAAGUGAUUAUAACUAUAAGCAAUAGCUUUAAAGUUUACCGCAAUCCAAUUAUCGGCUCUUGGCCACGAGGUUUACCCCUUACAACAAUGGAAUGGUAACUUAUUUCUCUGA
Molecule: messenger RNA, 1621 nt
Organism: Arachis duranensis
Lineage: Eukaryota; Viridiplantae; Streptophyta; Magnoliopsida; Fabales; Fabaceae
Product: geranylgeranyl diphosphate reductase, chloroplastic
Exons: 2
Coding region: 50-1444 (464 amino acids)
Biological process (GO): photosynthesis; chlorophyll biosynthetic process
Cellular component (GO): chloroplast thylakoid membrane
Molecular function (GO): FAD binding; oxidoreductase activity, acting on the CH-CH group of donors, NAD or NADP as acceptor
Source: RefSeq, a predicted model, not a curated record